AUGAUGUACAACAUGAUCAUGAACAUCCAAAGUGAGAUCUCUCACGAGACCCAAUUCUGUAUGCUCCGUUCCCGUGACAUGAUGAUGAACAUGUACGCCACCUCCGGAAAGAGCAACUACCGUGCCAAGCGUGCCUGGCAAUUCGGAUCCUGGGUUCAAGACUCGGGAGUCGGAGGAGGAGCCGGAGGAUAUGGAAGUGGACCAGCUGACUCUGGAUACGGAGCCCAGGGAACCAACAAUGGAUACGGACCAGUUGUCAAUGCAGAGCCAGAGCCACAAUGCUGCACUUGCCAACAAGGAAAGGCUGGACCACCAGGACCACCAGGAGAUGAUGGACAUGACGGAAAGGACGGAUCUGCUGGAGCUGAUGCUAAGAACGGAAAGGACGGAGGAGUCGGACCAUCCGAUGGACUUCAAUCUGAGCCAUGCGUCAUCUGCCCACCAGGAGCUCAAGGACUCGGAGGAGCUCCAGGAGCCAAGGGACCACAAGGACCACGUGGAUCACCAGGACUUUCCGGAGUCGACGGAAGACGAGGAGAGCCAGGAAUCUGGAACCCAAGGAGAGCCAGGACCACAAGGACCACCAGGAAAGAAGGGCGACGAUGGACGUGUCUCAAUGUAAACGGACCACCAGGACCACCAGGAGCCCCAGGACCACAAGGACGCAAGGGAGAGCGUGGACCAAAGGGAGUGCCAGGAUCCGUUCAUCCAGGAGUUCAAGGACCAACUGGAGACCAAGGAAGAAAGGGAAGAGCCGGAAGAAAGGGAGAGACUGGAGGACAAGGACCAAUUGGAUCCAAGGGACCAAAUGGAGACUGCUUCCACUGCCCAACCCCAAGAACUCCACCAGGUUAUUAA
Molecule: messenger RNA, 858 nt
Organism: Caenorhabditis briggsae
Lineage: Eukaryota; Metazoa; Nematoda; Chromadorea; Rhabditida; Rhabditidae
Gene: Cbr-dpy-14
Product: Protein CBR-DPY-14
Exons: 2
Coding region: 1-858 (285 amino acids)
Source: RefSeq, a predicted model, not a curated record